AUGUCUGCUCCAGUUGCUUCUUUUGCUCCUGCUGUUUCUACUCCUGCUAAUGCUAUAAUAAUGUCGGAAGAUUUCCAAUCUGAUGAUAUUUUUAUGGCUGAUUCAUCUAAUACCGUUGCCAAUAAAGAUACUAGAUCUAAUCCCUUAGAUUUAGUUGAUGACAAUGUGUUAACAACUACUACCGAUACUUCAAUCAAUUAUGGUUUAAAGUCUGAGACUUUAAAUCCAUUUAUUGAAAUUCACUCUUCUGUUUUAGAUUCCGUUUUCAGUUCUGUUAUGGACGAUAAUGGUUUAGGAGGUGAAGGAAGUAACAAUGUCGAUUCUACUCCUAUGUUUGAUGAAUUAGAUUUCAUCGUUGACGGUGCUAAAGUCAACCUGAAGGAUGAUUGGAUCUCGUUGUUUGGUGAGGUUUCUCAACCUUCCCAUAAUGAACAAGAACCAAUUAUUUCUUUUGAUGAUAUUAAAGAAGAUGAUGAAGAAAUUGAAAAUGAAGUUGUUGGUGAUUUAUUUGAUUUACCUGCCGGUGAUAAUGUCAACACUACUCAUCAAGGUGGUGAUGAUGUUUCAUCUAUUACUAGUGCUGUUAUCUCUGCUGCUCAUUCUAGAAAGAAGAGAUUAUACAGUGAAGUUGAAGAAUCAUUUGAAUUCACUCCUUACCAAAAGAAGGAACAACAACAACAACAAUCACAAUUGAUUACUCCAAAUGUUUCUUCAAGUUUACCAACUCCAUUAAUUGAUUCAACCAGUCAUAAUAAAAAGGUUGAUCAUUUAGGUUGUGUAACUUAUUCCAAGAAACAAAGAUCUCAACCAUUAUUACCAAUUGAAAUCCCAACCUCUGAAGAUCCUAUUGCACAAAAGAGAGCUAAGAAUACCGAAGCUGCUCGUCGUUCAAGGGCUCGUAAGAUGGAACGUAUGAAUCAAUUGGAAGAUAAAGUUGAAGGUUUAUUAGAAGAUAAAUUAAGAUUAGAACAAGAGGUUUUAAGAUUACGUGAAAUCUUAUUAACCAACGGUAUACUGUCUUAA
Scheffersomyces coipomensis is the source of this 1023-nucleotide messenger RNA. RefSeq names its product amino acid starvation-responsive transcription factor (gene GCN4). Gene Ontology annotation, molecular function: RNA polymerase II cis-regulatory region sequence-specific DNA binding; DNA-binding transcription factor activity, RNA polymerase II-specific. Gene Ontology annotation, cellular component: transcription regulator complex. The transcript has a single exon. The record is from RefSeq and is a predicted model, not a curated record. NCBI's taxonomy places the organism in Eukaryota, Fungi, Ascomycota, Pichiomycetes, Serinales, Debaryomycetaceae. Gene Ontology annotation, biological process: positive regulation of cellular response to amino acid starvation. Bases 1 to 1023 code for a protein of 340 amino acids.